Messenger RNA from Tuber aestivum (summer truffle), 2090 nucleotides. The record is from the annotation of a GenBank genome assembly. Lineage: Eukaryota; Fungi; Ascomycota; Pezizomycetes; Pezizales; Tuberaceae.
AUGGGUAUCUUGACUCAGCUCGUUGAUCACUCUGAAUACAAGGUUCUUUAUGACUACUCUCUUCUCUGCACCACUAUUGCAGUGCUUUUUUUAGGCGUUUUCCUUCUCUGGAUGAAGGAGUGGUCAAUUCAUGCUCCUACAAAACUUCCAAUUGUCGGAAUUGAAUCCUCAGGAUACUUUGCACUGAUCAAGGCAAGACGGAAGUUUGUUUCUGAUGGGUUCCAUAUGGUGAAGGAUGCUUAUUAAAAGGUUGGUCUACAGAUAGAUUUCUCAAUUGCUAGAGGCCAUCUAGCUUAAAAUAAGCCAAGUACUAUGGGGAAACAAGAUUCUAACAAUAUAUAAUCAUUCUAGUACCGUGGAAAAGGUUUUGUUAUUACAACAAACAGCUACUACAAGGUGGUUCUUACGCACGACCAAGUAAAGGAGCUCUCUAACGCACCGGAAGACACUGUGAGCUUUAUUCAUGCUUCCGCCGAGGUAGGCAUCCCAUUGCUCUGACUAUUACCCCGUAAUAUUAUUAGUACUAAUUGUGCGCCUUGAUAAAGACCAUGAUGGCGGAAUAUACCGGCUUGCGUCAAUUCUCGGUAGACCAGUAUAUUCCGGAUGUGUUGAGAGCCAAACUCACCCAAAAUCUAGGUAAUGAACUCCUUAAAAAAUUUGAAUGAGAAAGCAUUCCCAUAGCUAUACAAAGGCAUCGAAAACAUUUUCCGCCAGCUAUAGCAUCCAAUAUAGGAGGGAGGAGGGAACUAGGUCCCUGCUCGUAUUCUCCUCUAACCACAAGCUUUUCAGCUGGUAUUUUAAGUUCAGAUGGGCUAAUGGAAAUUCAAUCGACAGGAAACAUGAAAGAGGCACUACUAGACGAAACAGGAUUCGCUCUGAACAGUGAGAUACCAGGAUCAGCUAUUGAUGAUGGUCAGGAUUUCCAUCGAACCUAUUUUGGCGUUUCUAUAGUAGGUGCUAAUAAAGUUAAUUCCAACAGAAUGGGUACCAGUUAACGUUUUCACAACAAUCCUGAGGAUAAUCGGUCGCAUCAAUGGCAGGGUUUUCAUCGGCCUUCCUUUAUGCCGAAAUGAGGAUUGGUUGACCAUCUCGAUCACCUUCACCGGAAUUGUUUUCAGGGCGAUAGAGAAGCUCGCCGGUGUGCCGAAAUUGAUUCGACCGCUCUAUUCCUAUACGAGGAAUUUGGUAAAGGAUAUCAACUUGCAUAAGAGAAAGGCACGGUCCCUCCUGUCUCCGGUUAUCCAGAAGCGUCUUGAUGAAGAGACCCUUGCGAAAAAGAACGGAAGAGCCUAUGAGAAACACAAUGACAUUCUUCAAUGGUUCACAGAUCGCGUUAACCCGGAACAUAAGACCGUUGAAGCCCUGACCGAAACACAGCUGCAUCUUAAUAUGGCAUCGGUUCAUACAACAGCCAUUUACUUCCUCAACGCGAUUUUGGACCUCGCCGAGCAUCAGGAGUGCAUGCAACCAAUCCGUGAGGAGAUGGAGGCUGUAAUUUCUGCGAACGGGGGAGAGUUGGACAGGACUACUUUGCGCAAUAUGAGAAAAACAGAUAGCUUUUUCAGAGAAGCUAUGAGGGGAAAGUUUGCCCUCUGUAAGCACAUCAAUACCCUCCGGCUUAAGCACUGUUCCUAAUUCUUCGUCAAGUCACGUUCAAUCGUAAGGUUAUGAAAAACCUUACUCUAUCCGAUGGUACCUACUUCCCGAAAGGCACCCUGCUUGCCGCUCCAUCCGCAAUGUUCUCCACCAACCCAGAGUUUAUUGAGAACCCCGACACAUUCGAUGGGUUCCGUUGGUACAAAAAGUCUCUUGAAGCCGAGGAUAGAGGUGCCGAUAACAAGAACAACUAGGGGACUACCGCUUCUUACGACCUCACCUUCAGUCACAGGAAGCACGCGUGCCCUGGCCGCUACUACGCUAUCGAGGAGAUGAAGCUCAUGCUUACUUUCAUCCUCUUGCAGUACGAUAUCAAGUACCCUGAGGGCCAAUCUCGCCCUGUAAACUUUGACAGGGGGGAGUAUUCUUAUCCUAACAGGGCCCAGGAACUGCUUUUCAAGAAGCUUCCGGGCCCGAAGAAAUUUUCCUUUUUG